AUGGCCGGCUUCUUCUCCCGCCUCAAGGGCAAGGACGGUUCCUCGAAAGCCAAGUCCAAGAAGCAGGCCCACCUCGACGCCCUCGCGAGCCAGCUACCCCAGAAGCCGAAAUGGGACGACGCCUACGCGCGCAAGACGGUCGAGCCCGAGGAGAUCCAGGAAUUGGUCCGGAGAUGUACAGAGGAGCUCAAGGCCAGAGCCCUCGACCACCCAUUCCUUCUUCUGCCCUUCCGUCCGACUUCCGAUCCCAGCGCUGUGCGCACGUUUGUGCGCCACUUCUUUGAUAGCCAUGCCACGAUGCGCGGGGAGGCUCUGAUACAAGAGCUCCGUAUGGCUGAGCCAAUGGUCAUCUCGGGCGUGAUAAAGUGGUGCUGGAGCAGGUUGCAGGGUGGUCUCGUGGGGUGGGAUGCCUAUGAACUCUUCAAGGUCGGCGAGCAGGACUCGAGCUUUGCACGAGACUCAUUCAAGACCUUUAUUCCCCUGAGUGUCGAGAAUGGCGCUCGCUCAUGCAUUAUUUUCGACUUUUUUGACCUUCUGGCUGCCAUCUCCGCCCACGGCAAGACCAACGGUCUCGGUGGUCGCAAGGUCUCGCGCAUGGCUGCGUGGUGGACCUUUGAGCAGAAGGACACUGGUAAUGGAUUUGAGGGCGGUUACAAGGCUUGGCUCAGCGCGGCCGAUGCUACAAGCCAUCUCUUCUUUGCCUACCUGAGGUCACUCGCCCCUCAGCAGAGUCAAGGAGGCAUCUCCAUGCUCCCCAUGUCGUUGCAGAAGCUUCUACAGGAAACCGAGUACCCUCCUCAGAGGCCGUCUCUGAUGAUGUCGACAACUUACAAAGUGGUCAUGAUCGUCGACUCGGUCUCGCCUACACCUUUUGCUCUGCUGCGACGCGGGAAUCACUUCCAGUACCGUGACGAGGACAGGGCUCUCAGAGAAUUCUCCGAGUUUGAAGAUCCGGUCCAGGCCUUGACUGAAGAGUGCCGCAGAGUUCUUAAGUCGAUCUCGGCAGCAAAUCAGACGCAAGCCGUGUCCAGUUCGAAGCACUCGACGAGCCUUCGGGAUGCCUCGUGGUCGCGGUUCGAAGACAUAGGCUUCACCAGCACCCUCGUUGAAGAGGAGGACGACGAUGAUGCUCCACUCUCGCCGCGCAAACCGCACCAGCAAAACGGCCUCAGGACCGCGCCCGCGUCUGGCAACGGCGGCGGCCGGCCCACCACUCCAUCUUGGGCCGAUUUCCUUUCAUCCGGUUUCGUUGACGACGGCUCGGGCAGCCCGACGAACCUGCUUCUUCCACCUGACAAGGUCUUGCCUCCCAUCGACACUGCUGUUCGUCAGCGGAGCUCCCAGUCCCACAGACCGAGGCUGGAGACGGAGCAUCAACUCGAGCCCGGCGAGCUCGCCAGCAUCUCUCGAUUUGAUUUGGACGAUGCCUUCUGGUGGGUCUGGAUGACCAGUCUGGCCCCUGAAGAGACACCUGAGAGGAAGUCUGCCUUUGGUCGCUGCGCCGUCGUCGAGACCAAGAUCCGCACUGGGCGCUGGCUCGUCAUGGAGGAGAUGGUCAAGGGCGCCGCACCGGAACCGGAUGCGGGGGCAUAUAUUGCCGAGAAGAAGGGCUUCUUCAGCUGGACACGACGCAACAAGGGCAUCUCUCGCAGCAAGUCUACUGGUCAGCAUGCGCUUGACAAAGGGAGCAACUCGCUGAAGGCAAGCAGCACGAUGGGCUUCAGCAAGACGAGUAUCGGGCCAGACCAGCAGGCCAAGAUCCAGGCCGCCGCUCAGCAGCUGCAGGCAAGGCAGCUCCAGCAGCAAGCCAAGGCAGCACAGCAGGACGCCAAGCCUCGCCGCGGUCGCAACGACCACGAGGUGAUGCACGAGAAGACAAACAGUGUUCUCACCCUUCAACCCGUCAUCAUGAGCGAAGCCUCACCAGCCAUGAAGUGGGCCAGCAAGUAUGACAAGGAGACGAUCCGUGAGGCAUAUCUCUCCAACACGAGCGCGGGACGAGGCAUUCCGACUUCGGCCACAGCACCGGCCAUGACCAAUGGCCAUUCCGCUAUGAACGGUUACGACCACGCUCCGCAGGUGCCCGCAAAGGAGCCAUCGGCUGCCGCACCGCACCACCCCGCUCCCAUUGAGGAGAAGGCCGAGCCUGGACCAGAGCCUGCCACCGAAAAAGAGCUUGAAGCACCUGCUGACGUACAUCCCGCUGACCGUCCCGACGCAGGUGGCCGAAGCACUCCUCUGCCGCCCCCUCCGAAGGACGAAGAGCCCAAGGCGUCGGAGUCGGCUCGAGAGAACAUGGUGACUCCGGCUCCUGAUCUGAGCCCGGAGAGCAAGAAGCGGGCCAACAAGCUGCACAAGGACCUCAAGGAGAAGGAGAAGAGCGGCGGUUUCCGCAAGCUGUUUGGCAGGAAGAACAGGCAGUCUAAGCUGCCGGACAAUGCCGCUGCCGAUGUGAACAACAUGCUGGCCAAGGCCCCCACCGCCCCGAGCGCUCCUUCGCCGGAACCUGUACACCACGCGGAGCCUGCUAUGGAGCAGCAACAGGCCAUGGCGCACGACGCUCCGGAAAGCCUCACUCCCAGGGCGGAGCCAGCAGAGCCGCUCUCCUACUCGCAAACCCCAGUCGCUUCUAUCGCUCCCGAGCCCUCUUACGAGCCUUCGGUGAACUCAGUCUCGCGGGUUGACACCGCCGACGAGCGCGAAGCCGACCACGAGUUCUCUCGCUUCGACCAGGGCCCGCUCGCGGACCAGCCUGCUUUCAUUCCCGAGGACUCGGAUGCCGAGACCGAAGAUGCGGUUCCGCCGCCGAUUGCCCGUCAGCGCUCGCCGGUCGUCGAGGUUCAGCACUCGCCGGUCGAGGAGCCCAAGAGGCAGCAGGCUGCGGCCCAGCCGGGCGUGCCGAUGCAAGACCGCUGGGCCCAGAUCCGCCAGAACGCGGCCAACCGCGCGGCUCAGCGCCAGAGCGAGGAGCAGAGCCGGGGAGGGCAGAGCAAGACCACGGAUGGGGAUGACGACACGAGCGGUGAAGAGACCAUCGAGUCUCGCGUCGCCCGCAUCAAGGCUCGCGUUGCUGAGCUCACUGGUAACAUGGAGGGCACAAGUGGCCCUGGCAGCCGUACGCCCCCUGUCCGCCGGUAA
Messenger RNA from Thyridium curvatum, 3138 nucleotides. RefSeq lists its product as uncharacterized. Bases 1 to 3138 code for a protein of 1045 amino acids. The record is from RefSeq and is a predicted model, not a curated record. Lineage: Eukaryota; Fungi; Ascomycota; Sordariomycetes; Thyridiales; Thyridiaceae. The transcript has 5 exons.